CCGGUCAUGACUUUCAGAGCGUGGUUUCUCGGCAUAACCUCUUGCGCCAUUCUCAUCUUCCUGAACACCUUCUUCACCUACCGCACGCAGCCAAUGACCAUCUCGGCCAUCCUCAUGCAAAUAGCCGUGCUUUUCGUCGGCAGAUUCAUGGCUGCGACGCUGCCGAACAGGGAGGUAAGGCUGUUCGGCGGGCGCUGGUGCUUUAAUUUGAACCCGGGGCCGUUCAAUAUUAAGGAGCAUGUUAUUAUUACCGUAUUUGCCAACUGCGGGGUGUCGCCAGGGGGAGGGGAUGCCUAUUCUAUCGGCGCCAUUACGGUCAUGAAGGCUUAUUAUAAGCAGAGUAUCAGCUUCCUCUGUUCUCUCAUCAUCGUCCUCACCACGCAGCUGCUUGGCUAUGGUUGGGCUGGCAUGUUGAGAAAAUACCUAGUCGAACCUGCAGGAAUGUGGUGGCCAGCUAACCUUGCUCAAGUUUCUCUAUUCAGAGCUCUGCAUGAGAACGAGAACAAAGAUCCGCACCACAAAGGUCCAAGCAGAAUGAAAUUCUUCCUGAUAUUCUUCUUCGCCAGCUUCUUCUACUACAUUUUCCCAGGGUUCCUCUUCCCCGUCAUCUCCUUCUUCUCAUGGGUAUGCUGGGCAUGGCCUCACAGCCUCACUGCUCAACAGAUAGGCUCCGCCUACAGCGGCCUUGGCGUCGGCGCCUUCACCUUCGACUGGGCUGGCAUCUCUGCUUAUCAUGGCAGCCCUCUGAUAACUCCCUGGUUCUCCAUCCUCAACAUUGCCGCCGGCUUCGUCAUGUUCGUUUACGUCAUAGUACCUCUCUGUUACUGGAAGUUCAACGGAUUCGGCGCCCGCAAAUAUCCAAUUUUUUCCAACAAGUUGUUCACCUCGACGGGCCAGAAGUACGAUACGACUACAGUCUUGACGCCGGAAUAUAAGCUCAAUGUGCCGGCUUAUAACAGCUACGGGAAGCUUUUUCUCAGCCCUCUGUUUGCGCUCUCUCUGGGCUCCGGGUUUGCCAGGUUCGCUGCAACCCUUACCCACGUUGCCCUCUUCCAUGGCAGAGAUAUUUGGAACCAGAGCAAGUCGGCAGUGAACGCAGAAGAGGAAAACAUACAUGCGAAGAUGAUGAAAGAGUACAAACCGGUGCCGCAUUGGUGGUUUCUCAUUCUUCUAGCAGGAAGCGUCUUCUUCUCCCUCUUGAUUUCUUUUGUGUACAAGGAACAGGUUCAGUUGCCAUGGUGGGGGAUGCUCUUUGCCUUCGCUCUGGCCUGGCUUGUCACUCUCCCCAUUGGCGUCAUACAAGCUACAACUAACCAACAACCUGGAUAUGAUAUCAUUGCGCAGUUCAUGAUCGGAUUUAUAUUGCCUGGGAUGCCGAUAGCCAAUCUUCUCUUCAAAAUAUAUGGAAGGAUAAGCACAGUUCAUGCUCUCUCCUUUCUUUCUGAUCUCAAGCUUGGUCAGUAUAUGAAGAUUCCCCCACGGUGCAUGUACGCCGCCCAGCUUGUGGGCACACUAAUCGCUGGCGCAAUCAACCUCGCCGUAGCAUGGUGGAUGCUCGAAACCAUCGAGAACAUCUGUGAUACUGACGUUCUUCCCUCCGACAGCCCAUGGACUUGCCCAAAAUACCGUGUAACCUUCGACGCCUCCGUUAUCUGGGGUCUCAUCGGCCCUGCGCGCCUCUUCGGUCGCGCCGGCCAUUACCACCACCUCGUCUGGCUCUUUCUUGUCGGCGCAAUCCUCCCUUUCCCCUUCUGGAUCCUCAGUAAAUGCUACCCAAAGAAGAAGUGGAUCGGCCUCAUAAACGUUCCUGUCAUCUUGUACGGAUUUGCCGGAAUGCCGCCGGCGACGCCGACGAACAUAGCCAGUUGGCUCAUAACCGGAACGGUUUUCAACUACUUCGUCUUCCGUUACCGGAAGCGGUGGUGGCAGAGGUAUAAUUACGUCUUGUCAGCGGCGCUGGAUGCGGGGACGGCGUUCAUGGGAGUGCUCAUCUUCUUCGCGCUGCAGCAGAACGAGAGGGUGAAGUUGAGGUGGUGGGGGACGGAGGUGGAUCAUUGCCCGCUGGCCACGUGUCCGACGGAGAAGGGAAUUGUGGUUGCAGGUUGCCCGGUAUUCUGAUUGCCAUGCGAGCUGCCAAUAGGAGGUAAAUGCGGCCAAAGCAAAGCAUACGUUUUUUUUUUAUUAUUUAGUUUUGUUGAUUUCUAA
Messenger RNA from Phalaenopsis equestris, 2205 nucleotides. Its product is annotated as oligopeptide transporter 3-like. Gene Ontology annotation, molecular function: oligopeptide transmembrane transporter activity. The record is from RefSeq and is a predicted model, not a curated record. The transcript is spliced from 6 exons. Gene Ontology annotation, biological process: transmembrane transport. Lineage: Eukaryota; Viridiplantae; Streptophyta; Magnoliopsida; Asparagales; Orchidaceae. Bases 7 to 2118 code for a protein of 703 amino acids.